This is a messenger RNA of Neolamprologus brichardi, 690 nucleotides long. NCBI's taxonomy places the organism in Eukaryota, Metazoa, Chordata, Actinopteri, Cichliformes, Cichlidae. The record is from RefSeq and is a predicted model, not a curated record.
GAACUCGAAUGGUGCCUUGUGACUUCCUGAUUCCAGCUCAAUCACAGCAUCCAAUCAGAGACAACCUGCACCACAAGGUAUCACUGAUGUUAGAGAGGUACCUGUCUAAAGCAAGAAACACUUUCUUUCUUUUCAUUUCAUUUGUUGAAUUUGUGAUUAUUCUUCCCGUUUUUGCAGCAAUGUAUGAGCACAAGAUCUUUGUCCAGGGAUUAAUGUGGGAGAUCAACAGCUUUGACCAGUGGGGAGUGGAACUGGGAAAACAGCUCGCCAAGAAGAUUGAGCCUGAGCUCAAGGACACUGCUGAGGUUCACUCCCACGACUCCUCCACCAACGGACUAAUCAACUUCCUCAAGAAGAAUUUUGCCUGAGCUGAGUGACCUCAAUAACUUCCCCUUGACUCCACAGCAUUAUCUAUCUUAUCAGCUCAGGAGCUGCGUGGACAGGAGUCCCGCAGUGGCAGCUGGUCACUCCCACGCAGUCGAGCUGAAGCACUCUGUAUGUUUGUUCUCGCAUUAUGAAUAUCGUGACUGUCUAGUAUGCUGUCGUUUCCACGUUUGUUCGUUUACCACUGUGAGAGGAAAAAGCUUUUUGUAUUAGACUGUCGUGACAGGCAGAGCGAAGCAUGCCCCCGCUCUGUCUCUACUGUUACACGAAAUUUUGUUCCUGAAAUAAAAAUCUUCACACAGAAUA